Messenger RNA from Solea senegalensis (Senegalese sole), 1847 nucleotides. It is a transcript of the gene alkbh3, whose product is annotated as alkB homolog 3, alpha-ketoglutarate dependent dioxygenase. Gene Ontology annotation, cellular component: nucleus. Bases 83 to 973 code for a protein of 296 amino acids. Gene Ontology annotation, molecular function: dioxygenase activity. Gene Ontology annotation, biological process: DNA repair; DNA alkylation repair. Lineage: Eukaryota; Metazoa; Chordata; Actinopteri; Pleuronectiformes; Soleidae. The transcript is spliced from 10 exons. The record is from RefSeq and is a predicted model, not a curated record.
ACUGUCAUGGCUGUGGUACAGCUUGUAACUCCCUUCUGGAAACCGUUUUGUCGAACUGUGUAAGGGCUUUAGAUGUGAUGUAAUGUCAGAUAAACGUCAGCGUGCUAGAGUCCAGGGCUCCUGGGCCAAACAACUGCCAAAACACACAAGGCCAACAGGUACAGUCCCAAACAACCAUCAACCCCAAAGUACCCACUCAGCCCCUGGUUCUUGGGGAUCUGGGCCACAGAAGACAUGUGAGACAUUUGAGUAUCAUCAGCCUACUAAGGCCGUUAGAGAUGUUCCAGCUGAGAAGGUGAUUGAGAAGGCAGGUGAUCAUGUCCUCAGCAAUGGACCAUCUGGGGUGUCCAGACUCCGGCUGCUGCCUGGGUUUCUUCCCCCAGAGGAGGCUGACUGUGUGUUCAGUAAGCUGUUAGCAGAGCUUCCCUGGUCCCAGAAGACCAACUACAGACAGGGUGAGGCAUACGAGGAGCCCAGGCUGACCUGCUGGUAUGGGGAGUUGCCCUACACAUACGCUCACUCCACAAUGGCUGCCAACACACAGUGGCAUCCACUGCUGUUACCUCUCCGCGAUGCAGUGGAACAGGCGAGCAGGUGCACGUUCAACUCCCUACUGUGCAACUUGUAUCGGGACGGCCAUGACAGCAUUGGCUGGCACAGUGACGACGAGGCCUCUUUAGGUGUCAAACCCACCAUUGCUUCCCUCAGUCUGGGCGACACCCGUAUGUUCAGUCUUCGCAAGCAGCCACCACCAGAGGAGAACGGCGACUACACUUACGUGGAGAGGAUUCGGGUUCCCCUGAGUCACGGGACACUGCUGCUGAUGGGAGGAGCUACACAGGAUGAUUGGCAGCAUCAAGUGGCUAAAGAGUACCAUGACAGAGGCCCGCGUAUCAACUUGACCUUCAGAACUACCUAUCCAGAGCCGGAGGGCCACAAGCCAGGGACUAAGCUUCGCUUCACUGCCAAAUAAUAGUGAAGUGCCCUCAGAGUCAGGUAUUUAAGGCUUAGGAACGUUCAGAUUUUAGCUGUUUCAGGAAAGUUCUGCAAAGACAUCACUGAAUUGCACACUACAGUCUGAAUAACAGUUUCUUCCUAACUUUAACAUGGAGAUUUACGUCUCUGCCUUUAUUCACCUGUUGCGUAAGUGAACCGCAGUGAUACCUCAGACGUGACCAGUGGUGAUUAGCAGAUGUCUGUGUUUUCAGAGAAGCUUUGCAGGAGAGUGGGUGUUAAUGAGGGCUUAAAGAUUUGGUAAAAUCUCACUUUUGAGUGUCAUUUUGACUUCAUUCAGCACAGACAGUAUAAUUUCAGACAGUUAUUAUAUUUUGGUUAGUAUGUUGGAGGUUGGAACAUUGCAACUGGCACUGAGCAUAAGUUAAGACAUUAAGCCAACUUUAUUUCUUCUUCUUCUUUUUUGAUAGAAAAUAUGAUUUACAUUGUUUAGCCUUUAUUUUACUAGGAAGUCACCUGGACAUUGGAAUCUCUUUUCUGAGACGUGGACACACGUCAGUCAGCACAUCAUACAUGCAAAAGUUGAUGUGAAGUUUAUGUGACUUCAAUGUAAAGUUGUGAAAUGUACCCAACCCCCCCUCUGUGUUUAUCUUGUCAAGCCUUAAGGAGGGAGCAUGGUUGCUAUGAAAAGUAAAAAGUAAACUGGCAACUAGGGCCAGUUCAUACAAACAAGGCAGUAGUAGGACAUGAUAUUGCGAAGUAUAUCAGGAGAAUACAGUAUAUUCUGGAAUUGUAUGACUGGGAAAAAGUACAUGUUUCAAGGGGAACGCAGAUAACUUCAGCAACUCUGGCAUGGUGUUCUAUUUAUUUCAUUAAAAAAGAAGUGUUCUUGA